AUGAGUGAAAAACCAAUUGUCUUGAAACUAGGAAAGGACGCUUUCGGUGACAAGGCCUGGAAAGAAUUGGGGAAGAUUGCGGACGUAAUCACCAUCCCUGAGUAUACCACUAGAGAACAAUUUUUGCGGGAUGUCAAAGACCCUCAAAGUAAGCUCUCUCGAGUACAAGUCAUCACCAGAACGGCAAGAAGCGUUAAGAACACCGGCCAGUUUGAUGAAGAGUUAGCUCUUGCUUUGCCUUCCUCAGUAGUCGCUGUGUGUCAUACGGGCGCCGGGUACGACCAAAUUGAUGUUGAACCAUUCAAGAAAAGACACAUUCAGGUUGCUAAUGUUCCCGACUUGGUAAGCAAUGCUACCGCUGACACGCAUGUCUUUUUAUUACUGGGCGCUCUGAGAAAUUUUAGCAUUGGGAAUAGAAGGUUGAUCGAGGGAAAGUGGCCAGAUGCCGGACCUGCAUGUGCCUCUCCCUUUGGUUACGAUCCUGAAGGGAAAACCGUGGGUAUUUUAGGUUUAGGCAGGAUUGGCCGCUGUAUUUUGGAGAGGCUAAAGCCGUUCGGUUUUGAGCACUUCAUAUACCAUAAUAGACACCAGUUACCUUCCGAGGAAGAACACGGUUGUGAAUAUGUCAGCUUUGAAGAGUUUUUGAAGCGUUCAGAUAUCGUAUCUGUAAAUGUCCCAUUGAAUGACAACACGCACCAUCUAAUCAAUGCAGACACUAUUGAAAAAAUGAAAGAUGGUGUGGUAAUUGUUAACACAGCACGAGGUGCCGUCAUAGAUGAACAAGCCAUGACUGAUGCUUUACGUAGUGGAAAGAUCAGAAGUGCCGGUUUGGACGUUUUUGAAUUUGAGCCUAAAAUAUCCAAAGAGUUAUUGUCAAUGCCUCAAGUUCUGGGUUUGCCUCAUAUGGGUACACAUUGCGUGGAAACAAGGAAGAAGAUGGAAGAGUUAGUGGUUAACAAUGCAAGGAAUGUAAUAUUGACUGGAAAAGUUUUAACUAUUGUUCCUGAAAUGCAAAACGAAACUUGGCCUAAUGACGUCAAGCCAUUAAUUUGA
Saccharomyces kudriavzevii IFO 1802 is the source of this 1053-nucleotide messenger RNA. RefSeq names its product glyoxylate reductase (gene GOR1). NCBI's taxonomy places the organism in Eukaryota, Fungi, Ascomycota, Saccharomycetes, Saccharomycetales, Saccharomycetaceae. Gene Ontology annotation, cellular component: cytosol. The coding region runs from base 1 to 1053 and encodes 350 amino acids. The transcript has a single exon. Gene Ontology annotation, molecular function: hydroxypyruvate reductase [NAD(P)H] activity; glyoxylate reductase (NADPH) activity; NAD binding. The record is from RefSeq and is a predicted model, not a curated record.